Balaenoptera musculus (blue whale) is the source of this 762-nucleotide messenger RNA. RefSeq names its product bolA family member 2B (gene BOLA2B). Gene Ontology annotation, biological process: intracellular iron ion homeostasis. The record is from RefSeq and is a predicted model, not a curated record. Gene Ontology annotation, molecular function: 2 iron, 2 sulfur cluster binding. Lineage: Eukaryota; Metazoa; Chordata; Mammalia; Artiodactyla; Balaenopteridae. Gene Ontology annotation, cellular component: cytosol; nucleus.
GGGGAGUCACACCCGGCUUCAAGCCUAGCCCACGAGGCUCUGCCCCCUUCAUGGGGGUAUGUCCCCUCGCACCUGCUAACCUCAGGCCCCGCCUCCAGUCACAGGUGCAGAAACCGGAGACUGUUGGAAAACUGGGCUUGCAAGAGGGCGGAAGUACUGUGUUUACUGACGCCUUAGUAAGGGCGGAAGUAGAGGCCUCAACGGAAGUGGCGCUAGUAAGGGCGGGCAGUGUGGCAGGGGUCCGAGCCGGGGUUCUGUCCCAGCUGAGCUGUCGCCCCCGUUGGGCUGCCACAAUGGAACUCAGCGCGGAGUACCUCCGGGAGAAGCUGCAGCGGGACCUGGAGGCGGAACACGUGGAAGUGGAGGACACGACUCCCAACCGUUGCGCGUCCAGCUUCCGAGUCCUCGUGGUGUCGGCCAAGUUCGAGGGGAAGCCGCUGCUUCAGAGACACCGGCUUGUGAACACUUGCCUAGCAGAAGAGCUCCUGCACAUCCAUGCCUUUGAGCAGAAAACCCUGACUCCAGAGCAGUGGACCCGUGAGCAGCAGAAAUAAGGGACCCGGACUUGCACAUCUAUUAAAUUAUGAGUCAGGCCCAGCUUCAGUGUCAGUGUGUGUUGUGUGUAGGAGGGUGGGAGGUGUGCAGAGGCCGGGUCUAGGGCCUGGCUUCUCCCUGCCCUCCACUCUCCAUUGUUUUACUUUGGGCAAGUCCCUCUCCACACAGAGGCCUUUGUGUCCCCACUUAUAAAGUGAAAGUUCAGUA